UUGAAGACCAAGAUCUGAUGGAGAGCAGGUCAAACAUGUGGCUGUAUAUAGCAUCACUGUGUUUAAUCCAACAAGCUAUAAAUGCAGAAGAAGCCACAACCCACAGACAUCUGAAUCCUCAAGAAUUCAUGACUAUUGGUGAAAUCAUCGAACAUUGGGGAUACCACAGUGAAGAAUAUGAAAUCUUGACAGAAGAUGGUUAUUAUUUGCAAAUAAACCGAAUUCCUUAUGGAAUGCACACUCCUGUGAAGCAAGGGCCUAAACCAGUCGUCUUACUUGUACAUGGUUUGUCAUUUGAAGGUAGAAUGUGGCUGGCAAAUCUUCCCAGCAAUAGCUUGGGAUUUGUCCUGGUAGAUGCUGGUUAUGAUGUCUGGAUACUAAAUAACAGAGGUACAACCUGGUCUAGAAGACACCAGACUCUUUCAAUUGACCAGGAAGAAUUUUGGAAUUUCAGUUUUCAUGAAAUGGGAAUAUAUGAUAUUCCAGCAGCAAUAAACUUUAUCCUACAGAAAACUGAGCAAGAAGAGUUGUAUUAUAUUGGGUUCUCUCAAGGUUCUGCAAUAGGUUUCAUUGCUUUUUCAACAAUGCCAGAACUUGCUCAAAAAGUCAAACUUAAGAUAGCCUUAGGCCCUGCCUAUACAGUUACAAAUAGCAGUGGAUUUUUUUAUGGAUUUCUUCUAAUUCCUAAUGGAUUAAGAGAGCUUAUCUGGGGCAACAAGGAAUACUGUCUUUUUAGUAAUAGACUAAAAACCACCACUGCCAAAUUUUGCAGUGGUGCAGUAAUGGACAGGCUUUGUCUCCAGUUCAUCUUCCUUAGUUUUGGAUAUAAUGAGAAAAAUUUAAAUGUAAGUCGAGCAGAUGUGUAUCUUGGAAUCUUUCCUGAUUUUACUUCUGUAAAAACAGUUAGUCAUUGGAGUCAGGUAGCUUAUUCAAAUGAAUUCAAACAUUUUGACUAUGGAUCUAAGAACAAAGCUAUAUACAACAUGGUAAGCCCUCCAUUCUUAUAGAAGCCAAGAAGGGAUAUUCGACUGUUGCCAAAUAGCUUCGUGUGGAGUGCUGGGAAUGACAUUCUUGUAAAUGAAACAGAUACAGAACUGUUGGUUCAUCGAAUCCCUCAUUUAGUUUCCUAUAAGAAUAUUCCUGAUUGGCAACAUACGGAUUAUGCUUGGGGUCUUGAUGCUCCUUUGGACCUAUAUCCAGAUAUGCUUAAUCUGAUGCAGAAGUUUAAAUAAAGAGUAUGGAAUCUAAAUUGCAUAUAUUCUAUGUUAACAUGGACAUUUUUCAAAUAUUCUUUUGUUAUAUCUUUAAGAAUGUAUUUUUUAAAAACGUUAAUAAGUCAUUUUAAUUGCAAUAUUUAUUACUGUCUGUCCAAUUUUCACUUCAUUGAAUACUGAAAGGAUUGAUAGGGGAAUUAACUGAUUGUGUAAUGUAGAAGUAAUUCUUCAUCUAUAUAGAUGUACAUGUUCCCCUUGCUCUUUCAAUGCAGAUGAUUGUGCUGGGCAUUUGUAGCAAACAGGACAAGAAUAGAGGGAAGGAGGAGUGUCAUUAGUCUUGCCUCGCAAACCACUCCAUUGUUUUGCCUGAAAGGUCAAAUAAAGCUAAGGGAUGUGGUUCAGUGCCUCUGUUAUGCCAUCUAACAUAUUACAGUUUGCAGCUGAUUGAGCCAGGAAUUCAUUUGACAGCCACACAUUUUAUAUAUUUAACAACAGAUUUUUGAAUAAGAUUUUGGGAUAGGAUAUGGUUUUCCAUUUAGGUCCCUAAUGUUGGGAGCUACCACAGAAUUUCCACAGAUUAAUUUCAGGGGGGGGGCUGUUUUUUCCAAUUUCCUUUCCAGUGGCUGACCUUAAAUUCACCUCCUAGGUUGUUUCUGGGUGCCCCUUGCACUCCAGCAGCAAACUUUUGGGUGAUCAAAAUGAGAGAGUGUAGUAGUUAAGAGCAUGUGGACUCUAAUCUGGAUGACCAGGUUUGAUUCCCCACUUCUCUAUGUGAGUUGUUGACUCUUAUGUGGUGACCAGGAUUUCCCACCCACUCCUCCACAUGAAGCCUGCUUGGUGACCUUGGGCUAGUCACAGUUCUCUCUGAACUCUCUCAACCCCAUUUACCACACAAAGUGUUUGUUGUGGGGAGAGGAAAGGAAUGAGUUUGUAAACCACUUUGAUACUCCCUACAGGAACAAAAUAAAUCAAAACUCUAGCUCUUCCUGCUCCUGCUCCUGCUCCUCCACUCAGUAGUAGAGGUCAGGGGAAGUUCC
Messenger RNA from Sphaerodactylus townsendi, 2251 nucleotides. RefSeq names its product lipase member M-like. Gene Ontology annotation, molecular function: hydrolase activity, acting on ester bonds. NCBI's taxonomy places the organism in Eukaryota, Metazoa, Chordata, Lepidosauria, Squamata, Sphaerodactylidae. The record is from RefSeq and is a predicted model, not a curated record. The transcript is spliced from 10 exons.